AGUUGUCCACAUCAGCGUGAAAAGCAGAAGGAUGGCACCUAGACGCACCAAAAGUUCAAAGAAUCCACCAAUUUUCAGCCAUGAAUUCUUCAUACAAAAUCAUGCAGAUAUUGUAUCAUGCAUUGCUAUGGUUUUUAUUAUCGGCCUUAUGUUCCAGGUAAUAUUAAUGUUUUGUUUAACUUAGUCUUAGUAGCUUUAAUCCGUUGCGAUGCAGGUUGCACAGCUGUUAACUACUACCUCACACUGUAGAUCAUGAUGUUGUUACUGCCAAUUACGGUUACGUAUGUUUUACUUGAAUAACUCAGAAGUUGUCAUUUAGCUCAUAUGGUAAUGUCAGAGAUGUCCAGUUUAGAAAGCUUAGGGUAAUCUUGCAGUUCAGGUGCAUAUAUUAUUUCGGCUAAUGAUCAUUCGAGAUGCCACGACUUAUUUUCCAGCGAGUGACUUCCCUUUGUUUAUUUUUACUAAAUUGUUUUAGGGAUCGAUUUAGGGUUCAGGUACAGAGGGAUCGAUUUAGUGUUUAAGGUUAGGCAUAGGGAUCGAUUUAGGGUUCAGGUUAGGCAUAGGGAUAUAUGACUUCAAGCAAGAUGGCGGCCACUGAUAAAAUAGUGGCAUUUUCAGUGAUCGUUUGCGUAGUAUUAGUAAUCACUAACUCUAAAUUGUACAGCACUAACUUUUCCCAAUAGUUGUACAUGCACAUUCUGCGCAUGCCCUAAAAUGACGCAUAAACCUUUGACAUGCUUUUGUUGACCUCGGUAAAUAACCUCGGGCAUCAAAAUUUGCAUAAAUAAGCUGUGUUUUACGUCACCAUUGUCCUGUUGAUUGGUUUCUGCACACAAUACUAUGGCGCUGCGAUCCCAAGCUGUUGGACAAAAAGCGACCGGUAAGUGAAUAAAAGUUUAAAUACAUUUUUUUUGUAGAAAUGAUAUCACUAAAAGAACAUACACUACCAUAUUCUAAUAUAUUAAUUGAUUUUUAUAGCUUAAUAUAGUUAACGAGGCUGCGCUCAAGUAACCGCAAAAAACCCCCUAAAUUGGGUAACAAAACCAUCAAAUUCUCUUUUCUCCCAUUUUCCGCCUAGGGACGCGGUCCAGUUAUCGAUAGUCAUGGACAUUUAAUGAGCGUUUUGGAAAUUUGAUAUUAUUCAAUACUUAUAACAAUUAAUCAAAGCAGAUUUUAAAAUAAGAAGUGUCUACAUGUCCGACGACCAGAAGAAUAAUUCUCAAUAUUCGUCCGGCGACCAGGUCACAUGACCGCCGUAACAAAGUUGGGCCAGAUACCUAUCUGUCAAGUAUGUCACGUGACCGCUAAUAUUCAAUCAUAAAACUGGUGUCGGAGAUGCAUGGGUGGUGAUGAGUAUACACUUCAUUUCAAGAAACAAGUGGGGGGUGUCAAGGUGUUAGAAUCCCUGAGAGUCUGUGUUGUGCCUGAAGUGUAUUGGAGUAUAAGCGUAGGGAUAAUUAAGGGAAAGGGUGUGGUACGGUAGUGUGUGCAGUUGGUCAGUAGAGCAGGGGAGAGCGAGUGGGUAGGACGCUGACCUUAUCAGUGUUAGUGUUAUUGUCAUUAGUAGUGUGGUGAUCCAUGUAGUAUGUGUGGUUCUUUGGCUAAGCUUGUUAGCAGAACCCACAUUACUUAUGGGAAGUGAAAUAAAAGUUAGAACACAUAACUGAGAAGAACUUUUGUGUUAAGUCUUUGACUUUGUGUACUCAUUGUGUACAGUGUGUAUCAGUAUCAAAUACCCCUAGACAACGAAGCACACAAGCUAAAUUCGUGACCGGGGGGGGGGGGGGGAGGCAAUGCAUAAAAAAAAAUUGUAUCAAUGUUAUCCGCCUUUCGGGACUCCAUCUCCGGGUUUGAUUUCAGAGUUUCCUUCUCUUAGAUGAGUUGCCAUCCAAGGUUAACGAGUCCCAUCUACCCGGGGUGCUGGUGGUGUUUUUGCUCUAGCUGGAAUUGAACUCCAGACCACCAACUUGAGAUUUGCUCAGUUUAGAGCACUCGGCCACCCAGCACCCUAAAUAUAAUAUAAAAUUGAAAUAUAAAUGUUAUUUUCAUUAUAAUUAUACUAAACAUAUAAUAAUAUAGAGUUAUAGUUAUAAGAGUAGUUAUUAAAUGAAAAUGGUCUGCAAAUUUUGUUAAUUUUAUUUUGUUUUACAUUUUUUUCCUUUUCAGUUUGUAAUUUCUAGAAAUGUCAGUGACUAUUGAAGAUUAUAACCUGUAACUGGCAAGCUUUGCCCAGGAUGCAACUGCAAGUGUGAAAAGAAAUGGUUAUCUAUCUGUAUAGUUGCGAACCGAACAAGACAGAGAGCAUGAAAGCGGCUGUUUCUGCUCUUAGAGGCCUUCCAACGAGAGGAUAGCUACUAUGUUUCUAACAAGGCUGCAAUACGUGUAUAUCAAUAUGCAGACCUGUUUACACUCAAACUCUUAAAAUCUUACAUCAUCAUCACAAAAUCGUUCAACACAUUAUCUUAACCCAUUAUAGGGCAGAGGUACUUCCUCUUGCUAGUCCUAAAAGGGCAACAUUUUUCCGGAUUUUUAGUAAGAUUUAGGGUUAUGUUAGUAAAAAAAAUCAAAUCUAAGGUGUUGUUCAACAAAUGUUUGUGAAAUAAAAAGCAAAAUAAAGGAAAAUGAAUGCAGAUUUAUAAUUUUACUCACAUGUUGCCAUUAAUCCUCAUAUGAACACAAAUAUUUGCAAAAAAAGAUAACAUAUUGUUUGUGAUUUUGAGUCAUCUAUUUACUAUUUACAAACACUGCCACAAAAUCAAAGUUUGAAAAAUUCAACACUGCUUACUACGCUGAUUUCACUAAUAUUACUAAUAAUAUUAAUAUCUAGUUCCAAUUUACAGUCAAUUCGUGCACUUCAAUGUCACUUAAAUUGAAUCCAGCGAAAUCUCCGCUAUCACUUGAAUAUAAUCGGCAAAAUCCAUUUCGAAAUUUUUUUUUUUAAACCCCUAAAAAAAAAAAAAAACCAUUAAAAAAUUGUAAAUGGAAAAAACGGAAAAAUCCAUUUCGAAAUUUUUUUUUUUAAACCCCUAAAAAAAAAAAUUUAUUAAAUAAUUGUAACUGGCGCCCACUCUAUCUAGCUAUCGGAAAAACCAGAUGUAAACAAUACAAAGUCUCGCAAAGACUCGGGGGGGGGUCAUGAGUUUACAACUCUAUGUCGUCACGGAUGCUUUUGGCUGUUUUGCCCAUUCAGUACUAAAGACAUUUUUGGCCGUUUUGCCCGGUAAAGGGUUAGUAAAAAAACAACAUACAAAAUAUGUAUACAUCUCAAAAUCAUACAUGAUACGCCAAAAUUGUAAGAGUAAACAGGUCUGCUUAUGUGUCAAGAUUGUAUAAAAAGCUUUCUAUUUUUAAAAAGGAAUUGAAACUAUUUGGAAUAAAACCCAAAAUCUUUUGUUGCAGCCAGUUGUAGUGCCGGUUAACAAGAAGAAGAAAUUGUUGCCUUCCAGCAGUAGUGAUGCUACAACUAUUGUAACACACAAUGAUUGUUUCCUUCCACAGGUAAUUGAGCAUCAGGCAAUACCAAGGACUCAAGAUGUACCGGUAACCAAAGUUAUAAUUAAAACAGCAUUGAUUAAAUAUUUGUUGGGUAUCAUUACUUUAAAUAUAUGAACCUCUGAACUUUUCUUUUGGAAUACAUUUGAAAAAAAUAUUUUUUUCUUUUCAGAAUAUUUUAAAUUCUUCAUCUCAUACAGGCAAAUGUUAAUAUUAUUAGUAUUAGUUUAACAUUUAUUGUUUAUAAUUUAUUUACAAACUAACUGCACGAUUUUUUUGUCUGUUUUGACGCUAUGUUUGAAUAAUUUAUUAAUAGAAUUUCUAAAUUUCUUUUCAGGACGUUAUAUUUGAAUAAUUUAUUAAUAACAUUUCUAUAUUUCUUUUCAGAAUCCAUUCAAAUAAGUAGUUGCACUGCUUUAUUUCAUGUAAUUAGUUUAUUGUAUGGACCUUAGAUUUAGAAAAAAAUUAAAUUAAAAUUUAAAUAAUUUUUUCUUUUCAGGUAUUUUCAAGUUCCCUACAGAACAUAAAAUAACUAUAAUUUAAAUUUUAUUUGAUGUGGUUAUCACUUAAAAUGGAAUAGUCCUGAAUUUUUUGUUUGUUUUUCAUGUAAAAAAAAUAAAUAUUACCAAAAAAGGAAUUUUUAACCCUUUCUCUUCAAAAACAUUUUUAAAAAUAAAUAUUUAUUAUAUAAUGUGAAACUUUUGUUGUUCAUUGUGUUUUAUAUGACAUUGAGAAUAUCUACUGAAAAUGUGGUACCAUUACCUUAAAAAUAAAAAAAAGUUAUGGGUCAAAAGGUAAAAAAGUUUUUUGGUCAAAUAUAUAGCUUAUAUAAAGGGUGUUAAAAAUUUGACCAAAAAACUCAUAACUCUAGUUCUAUAAAAGAUAGAAAGAUGAAAUUGGUGUUUUUAUAAAGCUUUUAGCUAGCCCUUUAAAAUGAUGUAUCAUUCAUGGCAAUCGGACAAUAUUUAAAUUUUGUAUCAAAGUACCUACUUUUUUACAGGCCCCAUAAUUUAGAUGUUAGCUGAAGGGCUUUUAAAGAUGUUCAUUUCCGAAAGCCAUCAUGAGCGACGCCAUGUAUAUUGGCUGGUUUUAGGAAAAAUUAAAAUUAUGAGUUAAUUACCCUUCAGUAUCGGCUUUUGAAUAUGGAUAAUCAAGUGUAUGUGUACUAAGUUUGAUCUUGUUUCAUUCACCCAUGCCCAAACAGGAGCCAUUGUUUGGAAUUAUAUUUAUACACCCCAUAUAAGAAAAAAAAUUUGGGCCCCCAUAAAAUAACGGAACAUCUAAUUAAGUUCAAAAUUUUGAACCAAAUUUUUUCUUACAAACCCAACAAUAAUAUUUUAAAUAUUUUUUAACCCCAACCUCUCACUUCUAAUACCCGGGUCUGAAUAGACACUUUGUAAUUUUUUGGGACCCACUGAACUGCCAACUCAACAAAUUCAGGGUCUAUAUAAUAGCCUAUGUAUAAAAUUAUAAUCUGACUUAUUUUGAGCCUAGGGUUAUUAUAUUUGGAGUUAUAUUUUCAUGCAACAUAUAAAUUGGCAUUGGACUUUGUGCUUCCAAUUCCCAAAAAGUGGUUUAAGGAAUGCUAAAAGAGUAUUAUCUAACUUUUUUGCCACCGCAUUCUUUAAGUCUAUACUGGGAUUAAAAAUUAACCAAAUUUAGGCUAGAGCAAGAUAUUUGGACAUCCCCUUCUCCAUCCCUUUUAAUUAAUUUUUAACUUAUGUUUUGCUAUUUGGACUUGUAAGUAAUUUUAAUUUUGGCCUAAUGUGACAAUGAAAGUUGUCCAAGACAAUGUUAAUUAAUAUUAAAAAAAUUCCCCCAGGUUAUGUUGCUAAAAUGUACAUCAAACUAGUUUGUGACUGUACAGUUAGUAUGAUGUGCACCAUGGUCUUUUAGAAUUAUCUCUAAAAUAUUUUCCCCUACAGGCCACCUCGCCUGUUGCCAGCUUGUUCAUCACCAUGCAGAACAAUCUUACAGUAAAUGGUGAGGCUUCCAUAAAAAUAAACAUUGAUACUAUUUUUAGAUUAAAUUAAUUUCUUUAAUGUUAUAUUUUCUAAAUCAUAAUCAUCACAUUAAUUUUAAUAUUUUGUAAGUUAAAAUUAUAUUGAUUAUGUUGUACUGAACAAACUAUUUCAUAAUUAUUUUUUUUUAUUGAAAAGCAUUUUUAACUGCACCUGAUAAGUGGUUCAAUCUGGUUUUGUAAAAUGAGCCUUUUGGGUUCUUUGGCUCUUUAAAAUUGAGUUGUGACUCAUAAAAUGUUGGGAACCUGUGAUUUAUGUAUUACAAAAACAUUUGCCAUGUAAUACAAAAAAUUAAAAAAUUCUGAAAUUUAUAUGGGAUGAAAAUGUGUUAUCAUUUUUAUGAUGCUAUUUUGAUAACACGAUCCAGACUCGGCAAAUGUGGAACAUAUAGUCUACUCCACUGGAAGCAAAGACUUGUUCACAGUUUUCUUCUACUUUCUUAUCUGCAUUGUCAUCCAUGCUGUACUUCAGGAGUAUGUUCUUGAUGUGAGUUAACCUUUCUCCUUUUAUAUUAUAUGUAUUUAUGGAUCCUUAAUAACAGUUUUUAAAAACCCUUUUUGUGUCCAUCUAUAUGUCUUUGUAUAUAAAGAUCUCAACAAAAUAUUGAGGCAACAUACAUUUUAAUUUUUCUUUUUUUAGUUAUGGCGUUUGAAGAUCAAGGUUAUUCCACUAUUUAGUUGUUGAAUAAAAAGGUUUAAUAAAAAGGAAUUGGUUACACUGAGAAAAUGAUCAGUUACCUGUAUGCUCUCUAUCAUGUAAUCAAAAGUUGUAAUUGAAACACAGAAUAAAAAAAAUACACUGAGAAAGUAGAUAGAGGCAAGAGGUUACACAAUUUUAUUAUUAGUAAUAUAUUAAUAAAUAUUACAUAUAAUUCAAAUUAAAAUAUAAAUAAGUCUGUUAUUCAUUGCGUUGAGUUUGACAUAAUUUGUAAUUGCUAAGGAAGUAAAGCUGAUUAUUUCUUCUAAGGGAAAUGAACAUUAAUGAACAAGCUUUAAAGAUAGCCAUCCAGAUAUACAAGAUGAAAGUUAAAAUUACAUGAAAUAUCACUUCUAUUUUUCUUAACAUAAGAAUGAUCUCACUUACCUCCCUGUAUUUUUAAUAUUUAUGGUUAAGCUCCCUUACACCUUAUUUAAUAUUUUCCUGGGUAUCUGGUAAUGCCAUCCAUUCACAAUUAUUCCCCUUUGAUAUGAUCUGUUGACAAAAUAAUUGUAUCAUUCUAUUUGGUAGGGAUCAGCUGUUAUAAUACUAAUUACUCUUUUUAUUUCAGAAACUUAAUAGAAAAAUGCAUUUGUCAAAGACCAAGCACAGUAAAUUUAACGAGUCAGGACAGUUGCUUAUUUUCUUCCUUGUGUCUGCAAUUUGGGGUGCAGACAUUUUAUUUAGGGUGAGAGAGGAUGCAUUUUUUUUUAUAAAGAAAUUCCUUUUAAGGAAUAGCUAUAAGAAAACUGAUACAAACUUUUAAUUGUUGUAGCUAGAGUUUAGACUAUCUUUAUUUUCUUACACACUAUAUGAAAUUCAAAUGUUUCUGUUGCCGCUAUAAUUUUUGUGGACUGGAAUUUAAAAAUAAUAGUAUAAAUAUAAAAGAGCUACCAAAAGUAUGCGCAUGAUUUUGCUAAUGUUCUAUUCCAGAUUUUUCUUUUUGAUUUAAAGAAGCAAAAAUAACAAUAUCAGAACUUUUUUAUUUAAAAUGUUAUUUUUAUUUAUUUAAAUUGUAUUAAUUGAGGAUAUUUAAGUUAUUUGUUCUUUUACUUCAAAGGAAAAUUUUGUGUCCAGCGUGAAUCACCUUUGGGAAGGAUAUCCUCAUACUCAACUGCCGUAUGUAAUAAUAUGCGUUCUAAAUUAAUUUUCAAAUUGAAAUCCAAUUUGUCAGUGGUGUCUCAAUUGAAUGCUAAGUUCAUUUUUAUUUUAUUAUUUGAUAUAUGUUUUCAGCUUUGUUGUUGGACUUAUUAAAAUGGUAAUGUUUCAAAUAUAUGUUAUAAUGGACAUGUAGUAUAAAUGUGGUUACUUUAUGUUUUGGUUUCAGGUUCAUUGUGAAGUUCUUCUUCAUUACACAAUUGGCUUACUGGGUGCACAACUACCCUGAACUCUACUUCCAAAAAAUCAGAAAGGUACUGAUUUAAAUUCUUGAAGCCUAAUGAAAGAAAGUAGAAACUUAAUGUUAUUGAAACAGUUUGAAUACAGUAGAACUGAUCAUGUCAUUUAAUCAAUGUAACUUGUGUUGUGAUUUAUUUAAUGAGGAUCUGUGCAAAUCCACAGGAGGAGAUGUUUGGUAGGCUGCAAUAUACCACUAUUUAUCUCAUCUUCAUAGCUGCUGCCUACUUCCUGAAGUAAGUACUUCCAUACACAAACAACAUAGUUAAUGUUCUUUAAAAACAUAGAGUUACUCUUUUUUUUUUGAAUUAAUAUAUAUCAAUUAGUUUUAACGGGAGACUCUUGAAAAAUGGAGAAAAAAAAUUGUUGAUAUUUUUUUUGAAAUUCUAAAAGAAAUAAUUUUAAUUAUACUUUGAAGUUUUUGUGUGCAUUUUUCUCACUAGUGUAUUUGUUGUUAAUUUAGAGCAUACUUGGGAAGAUAUCUCCAUCAUUUACAGUCCUAAAGGUUUCAAAUUUGAUGAGGUUAUUUCUAAUAAUAUAUGUGUUUACAAUAUGACAUGUGCAUUUUGUGAAACCUUUAUUCUUUGAAUUUGAUUUAUUUCUACUAAGGUGGGAUAAUUUAUUUUGUCCCUGCUGGAAUCAUGCUGAUUAAAAAAAAAAAAGAGUCCUAAAAAAUUAACCAUUAGAGAUAUUUGAAAAUCCUCUUGUAGAACAAUAGAAUUGAAUUUUGCAGACUACACUAAAAAAUGUGAAAAUCUGUCUGCUAGUUUUCAUUGUAGGUUCUGCACUGUAAAGUGUUAAAAUGCAAAAAAAUAUAAUUUUAUUCUUCUAAUCAAGUUAAAUAUCGCUAUACAAUGUCCAUGUUAAAUUGAGUAAAGCUGAAAUAUGAAUAACUUUUUAAAAUCACAUGAGACUCCCCUUAAAUCACCACUGUGCUGUAGCAUAUGAUUUAAUUUGGGUGCAAAGUCAUAGACUCGACCCAAAGCAGAAUCUUAAAUGCCUGAAGGUACAGAACAAAAAUUAUUAAAGUUAUGUGAAAUCUUGCACUUACUUAAAAUGCCAGAUGGUGUUUUCACAAAACUAAAACACUUGUUUUACGAUUUUGUGCAUGUUGAAAUUCUUUUGUAAGUGUUGGCAGAUUUACUAUUAAGUUCUGCAUGUCAAUAUUGUUUUUCCAAAUUAUCUGGAACCUUGACUGCUGUUUUAUUUACUCUCUUCUUUAUUUGAUUGCAGUUUUAACCGUGUAGCUCUGUGUGUGCUUGUACUGCACUAUACUGUUGAGGCGCUCUACCAUUUGGCUUUGCUAUGCCACUUUUCAGAAAAGCAAGAAGCUGCUAAAUCCAUGUGAGUUGGCUUACUGACUCCCCUACCCCUUUAAACUGUUAUCCAAGAUUGGAGGUUUUGAUAAAAUUAUGUGAUUGCAUUACAAUAUUGUAACUCAUAAUAUGCAACAGUAACUUAAUUACAUUGCAUUUCUAAGUUAAACAACUCCUAAAAGUUUUUUUAUAUAAAUCCUUUAUAAAAUGUAAUACUGAGCAAUGAGGGGUGGGGCUGAAAAUUUGACAAAACAUGCAUACAAGUUAUACACUUUAUAAGAGUCCUAAUCUGUGGGAAUUGGCCCAAGGCCCCACCCCCUUAUGUUUUUAUUUCUUAUUAAAGAAACCCCCUCAAAAAUGGUAUUAACGUCCCUAGUUCUAUAGUACAUUCUUUUGUUAUGUUCUAUAGUACAUUCUUUUGUUAUGUUCUAUAAUACAUUCUUGUGUUGUAAUGUUCUCUAUGUGUAAAUAGUAAAGUUUGAUCUUGUUUUCACAGUUUUAUGGUUUUUGAUGUGUUGUUUGUCCUGGUGCGGCUUGGGACCAUCACUUUAGCUGUUCUAACAUUCUGGUAAAUAGUUUAUAUCACUUGAUCCAGUCCACUUAACCAAAAUGAAUUCCUUGUUUAUUUGCUUGAAAAUUAUUUAUUCUGUUAGAAUCCAUAGGUUUAAGCUAUUUGCUUGGGCUCAAGGACUUUUCAGUGUUAGUGUAUGAUGAAGUGUUAAAUAUAAUCUUUUAAAGUCAUAGACAAAUUUCAAGUUUAUCCUGUUAUUUCAUAUUGUUUUUACAUAGCUUGUAAAGGGGCUUUAAAACUGGCAUCUGCAAAAAGGAGCUAUUUCAGGGUAAUCUGUGAAACUGGAUAGUUUCAAAAGUGCAUUUUUAUAGUUCGCAUCAAGAAUAUUAUUUUAACUCCUUAAUCUUAUCUAGGAAAGAAUUAAGAACUUUGAAUUUGUAACAAAAAUGGUUUAGGAUUUUUGUCCACAUAAUUGUUUUUUUUGUGUGCUUUAGGUAUGGCCUAGCUCAGUCCAAUAACUCAGUUAUAGAUGUGGCUGCCGGAAAUUACAACACCUAUUUAGUGAGGUAUUUCCAAAUAAUGUUACAGUUGAUUACCUUUAUGUAAUUGUAAUUUAAAAAAUUGGGUUCUGGGUGGCCGAGUGGUCUAAACUGAGCAAAUCCGAGUUUGUGGUCUGGUGUUCAAAGCCCAGUCAAGCAACAACAUCACCAGAACCCCGGGUAGAUGGGACUCGUUAACCUUGGUUGGCAAAUCAUCUAAGAGAAGGAAAUUCUGAAUUCAAACUCGGAGAUGGAGUCCCAAAGGCGGAUAACAUUGGUAUAAUGAAACUUUCCAACAACUCCUGAGACGCCACUGGUGCCAAGCUGUAUCAUCCAAAUGAGGUUCCCUUGGGUUAUCCAGCGGUGUGGAGAGAGGCGAUUUGCUGUUCGGAACCAGCUUAUAAUCCUUGAAAAUAAUCCCAGGCCUUGUGGAGUUCAUCCUAUUGUGACUGACGGAUGCCAGAAAAAAAUUUAAAAAAAUAUAUUUGGCAACACAUUUUUUUGUUUUAAUUUUGAGUUAAACAAUAUUCUGGGGAUGUAUAUCCUAAUAUAAGAAUCGGAAGGAAAAGACUGCACACAUUUCUUACAUUUAUCAGAAAAAAAUUGUAACUUAUCUUCACAUUAUUAUUAUGUUGGUUUACAAGCAUAUUACAAAGUUUUAUUAUUUCAUAUGAAAAAUUUAAAACACAAGUUAGUUAGGGAUUAAAAAACUCACCUCAAUGUAUAAUUGGUCUUAUUUGAGCCUAUUGUAUUUUCCCCAUACAUAUUGAGAUUCAAUGUUUUGCUUUUUUUAUUUUUCCAGAAUCAACUGUUUGGCAGCAAUUGGAUUGAGUCAAGCUGGACUUAUGUGGAACUUCAUAACUUUCCACCUGCGUAAACUAAGAGAGAAAUCUCCUGUCAGCAAGAAAAUUCGCUCACCAAGUAAAAAGAGAGCCGGUCCCAAAAGUGAGUAGAGAAAUGAAGUCCGUCGCUCAUGAUUACCAUUUGUCGUCUGCAUUGAUAUAGUUGUACUCUACCCCAGGUAACUUGUGAGGCCAUCAUCUUCUUUUUUUAUAUUUAUUUUUAAUUUUGUUUCAAAAUUAUGGUUUAGGUUUACCAAGAUAACUUAAGUGUUGGUUGAUGGGAAAUAGAAUAUUCCAGAUUAUGGCUGCUUGUGUCACUAAUAAAGUCAUAGUUUUUUUGCAUGUCAAGAGUGUCUGUAGAUUCCUUUAAAACCAACACUCUGAAGUGCCUGCUUCAUCAUUUCAUAUUUCCUUGCAAAUCAAGUAAUAUUUUGCUUUGGCUUUUAGUUUCUCUCUUUCUUAGGGUGUGAACUGAGUGCAUUCGUUUUCCUCUCCGCUUCGUGAUGGUCCCAGCUUGACCUUUGCUCUCAGUUGCCGAAUCACCGGAAGAGUCUCAUAUUUCAAUCUAGGAAACGGAGUGCACCCCUCUCGCGUUCCUCUCGCGAGAGGGGUGCACUCCGUUUCCUAGAUUGAAAUAUGAGACUCUUCCGGUGAUUCGGCAACUGAGAGCAAAGGUCAAGCUGGGACCAUCACGAAGCGGANAUUUUUUUUCACAGAGGAAAGGGAAGGAAAUCAUAUAAUGCUUAAUUAUAAUUUUUUGCUUCUUUCCCUUUUGAAUUAAAAAAAAAAAAAAAAAAAGUGCAUUUGUCCUGAUUAUUUUUAAAAUCACUAAAUUUGUUUUCCUAAUUUAAAAAUUAUAAAUAUUAUAAAGUAAGUGAUCACAUUUUUCUCUACAAGAAAUAUUUAUUUGACUUAAGUUGAUUAACAAAAUAAGCUAAAAAUCUGCCACAGUUAAAUAAUUAUUUGCUUGUAAGUUUACAUAGUUUGAGUUAAUAUUAAUAUGAUUAUUACUGCUUAUUGCAAUGUCUGUAAUUGCAUUAAAAAUAAAUAAAUAAAUAAAAUACUUAUUUUAUUAACUUUUGUACUCAACAUUCAUCUAGACCAGUGGUUCUCAAGUGAGUAGUACAAAACACCCCCACCCCCUUGUGUGUUUGGAGAGCUCGGGGGUGGGGGGGGGGGCGACAAGUGGAGUUUGGGGGGGCGCUGGGACUCACAAAGGGGCCAUUGAUGAUUAAUAUCAAGUAUAUAUAUUUUUAAUUAAAAUUAUACAUACAAAAUAAAGAUGACAUGAUUUUUGAAAGCCAAAAAUAAAUACAACUGAAGGGGAUUGAUAUAAGACUCAUAUAGUAUUACAAUGUUUUCACAUCAUAACCAGACAAGAGUUAAGUCCUAUGAUCUGUUAAACAGAAAUACUAGAAACAUAAAAAACAAUACAUGAAAAUUUAGCUAGACACUGACAGUUGACAACAAUUUGUUAAUAAUAGGUGAAGAACUCAUUCUACCAGCAAUUCUUGACUUUUUAGGCUCAUAGACCCAAGACUGAUAACAUGGAAGAUAAGUUAUAUAAAAAAAUUUUUACAUGAAAAAGUUGUUUAAAAAAUUCAAUUAGAGUCUAACCUUCUGGUUUUUUUUGCACCCAUGAAUAUUGUGUGAAAAAUGCAAGUUUGGAUGCAACGCUAUUAUUUGCAAGACACCUGAGAUAUGGGAAGGGGUGUCAAUAUUUUAUGUUGUUUGGAAAUACUUGAAGGAAAGUCUACUAAAUAACAUUCUACUGUAACUGAUGUAUUAUCAACAAUUCUUGUGACAAAUUAUUGCAAAUGUAUGUUGUUGGUUAUAUGAAGAAAAAAAAAUAGAAACCAGAUGUUUAGACUAUUAUUUUUUGGUUAAGGAGUUAGAGUCAAAGUCAGGAUGUGACAAAACUCAGUAAUCACAUGAUAAAACACUGUGAUAAUUGAAAUGAAUUAAGUUUAAGCCCAUGGAAGCUGUUAUUGAUUUAAGAAAAAGAUAAAAAAAUAAAUUUGAAAGAGAAUGAGAUCAGGGUUAGUAAAAGCAAAUGCCUUUCUAAAUUGGCAUAAUAAAUUAUAUUCAAGCAAAAUAUUAGCAUUUUUGAAUUAUACCUUUUGUGAAUAAGUCUAAGCUUGUAGAUAAAUUGGGGAUUUAAUACGAUUUUUUGCAAAAUGAAAAUUAAUUUGCAAACUUUUGGGUUUGUUAUGUAAGAAAAUCUGAGCGAGUUUAGUGUCCUUUGGUGUACAUCAUGAACAAGGUGAUAAAUUUUGUAUUUGUGGCAGUAGGUGAACUGUAGGUGGAGAUUAAACAAAAAUGAUAUUGAGCAGAAACCAAAUUUUAAGAAAAGUUGAUUGAAAAAACAACCACAGUAAUAUAUUUAAAAAGGCAUAUAUUCAAGAAUGAGCUAGGCCAGUGGUGGGCUAAUUGCAGCUUUAGUAACCUGAAUGUGGCUUGGCCGAAAAACAUUGUCCUUGACAGGUUCUUUUUGUCUCUUUUGACUAAUGAGUUUACUGACCAUUGAGCUAGUCUAUCCAUAUAACACUAAAGAAACGAAUUAAUUUAAAUUGGUUGGGAUUCUUAAAAACGUUAAUAGUGAUUUUCUUUUUUUUUCAGGAAUCGAAUAAAUUUAAAUGUGAAAACAAAUAAAAUAUAUCAUUUUAAUUUUUAGUAUAUAUUAAAGUAUUUUUAUUAUAAAUUACAAAUACAUUUAAAAUAAAAAUUAAAGAUUAAAGAACUACUUCAAAGCAUUUUAUUGGAAUUAGUUAUGAAUUUUGUUGAUACUUUAUUUUACCCCAGGCAGUACAAGAUACGUCUCAGAAUAAAGGAAUGAAUUUGAUAAAUAAUGAAUCUUCUUAGGUACAUAUAUAUUGGGGUUAGGAAAUAGGGUGUGUACAUUUUUAUGUGGAUGACAAUAUCUUAAAAUCCAAUGAUUUUUACACUCAUGAAAAAGAGAUGUUACAUCACCUUUUUACAAAUAAACAUAUGUUUACCAAUUAAGAAAAUCAAUGGCAUUGACAAAACGUGGGUAUAUUCACACAAGUUUACCCAAUAUUUUGACAUGUGAAAAUUUAAUCUUCCGAAUGGAGACAUAUUUUUUAAAAUUUACAGUUCAUGGGUGUAAACAAAGAUGGGAUAAGAUUGUCUUUCAAACAAUGAAAUAAAUUUUUGUUUUUAAUUUGUGAAAAGUAUAGUGGGUGUAUAUUUUUAUGAGAUUAAUAACAUAUCUUUAAAAAAGACGCUCAAGGCUGUUAUAGACAUGAAAAACGGUUAAGAGAUUCUUCUUUAGAUAAAAUAAUUCUUUGUUUUAGUUAGGUUUUUUUUAGUAGAAAAACAAGGCAAAAAUUUGGUUACAUUUUUAAGGAGGAUAUCAGCAUAUCAAAUUCUGUUAAUAUGAAAAUUAUUUAAAAUAGUAUCCAGAGUUUUGUUUGUAAAUUUAAGAUUAUGUUUUCACGAUUUUCCAGGGACAAAAAAUUUAGUUCAGGGGAACAAAAAGGGGUAGGGUAGGCCCAAAAUUUAACAAUUUAAAAAUGCAAGAUGUCUGAAGUAUUUCUCUAGCGUAGAAAUCAGCCAUCAAUGAACUCCUUUAGUGACAAUAAUGAUUUAAUUAGUGAUCAUUUACAUUUGAUAAUUUAAGGUCAUAUUUAGAGUUGUUGUAAAGAGGUCGAGAAAAGGGGUAGGGUAGGCAUAUAAAAUAUAGCAGAAAAAUACUUCUCAAAUAAAAUGUAAUCAUCAUGGCAUAGAUACUUCUUUUUUAAAAUCAGAUAUUGUGAUGAGUGUUCGCAAUAGCAGGUAGAAAUUAUCGCUAAGUGCCUACCGUUAUUAUGCUGAUAACGUCACGUCAGAUCAUAUUUAAUAAUUUUAGCAACCUGUUGAAUUUAACUGUGUGGAUCAGAGAUUUGUGAGAAAAAUGUAUUGUUAGUCAGUCAAGUUGGUUAACUUUUAUUGUUGAAUUUUUUGUUCUAAAACAAAAUAUACAAAAAGCUCUCCUGUACAGGUAUGGUGGUUAAUUACUUCAUAGCUGCAUUUCUAACAUUUUUUUUGUUUUGGGAGGGGGGGGGAUGGGUUAAGAGCUGGUGUCAACCGUAGCACUAUACAAAAAUAUAAAUAUAUUUAAAUUACAACCUCUGCUAUCCUUUAGCACUUAAUUCUGUAAUUAUUUUUAUCCAGAAUAUUAUUUUUUAUAAUAGGGGGUUCUAGGGAUGAGUUUAUGUCCCCAAGGGGGUCUGUGGUAAACAAAAUUUUAAGAACCACUGAUCUAGAUGUUUGAUAAGUAUCUACAUCAGGCUUUCCCAACCUGCGGUGCUUCCACUCCCAUGUGUAAGAACCAUAGCAGACAUUAUAAUUUGUCCGACUAUGACAUAAAUAUUUAUAAAUUAAAAAAAAAUUCUUUAUUAAAAUGUUACUUUUUGUAUUAAGUCACAAGUUUAAAUUGUAAGCUCUACAGUUCUCUAUGAAACUCAGAAUAAAAAUUUAGACAAUUAUUUUAAUAUGCAUUUUUACUUUUGUAGGGAGUGUUAGACUUAGUAAAAAAAAAUCAUAUGAGGUACGAGGCUAGUCAAAUAAUUAGUAGGGGAUGCUGAUCAAAGAGAAACACUGGUUGGGAAACGGGAAACACUGGUCUAUCUACAUAGACUUUUAUCACUUUGUUUAAUUUUUUUUCAAUAAUGUUUUCUUUUGUUUGUUUUUGAACAGCUGUACCUGCUGAGGAACUUGACUCACUUCCUGAAGUUGACCAAAAUUCUGCCAAAGAAAAUGGAAAUGUUAGGGCAAGGAAGGUUAAAAAAUAAAAUAGUGAUGACCCUUUUUAGAAGUUAAUCAUCGGCUAGCAUUCAGAAACAAUUACAUUCUCUGAUAUUUUGUGUGGCUUGUUUGAUCAUUAGGACAUUUGGUGAAUGAGAAAUAUUUUGUUAUAUUUUGAUAGGCCUUGGUUGAUUAUGGAAAUGAAUUAAUAUUUGAUGUCAAAUAAUGCUGGCACUCUCUUACUAAAGAUAUUAAAUUUCAUAUUCAGCAGUUGCUAAAAAUCAAUGGAGUGGUGAUUUGUUUUCCCAAGAAAUACAUUUAUUCGAAAAAAGCAGCACAGUAAUAUGUUUAAAAAGCCAUCUUAAAUAUUUUUAUCAACCUGUUGAAUUUGAUAAGAGGUUAGUGAGAAAAAGGUAUCGUUAGUCAAGUUGGUUAAUUUUUUGUUCUUGAGUUUUCUGUUUUAAAACAAUACAUUGUAUUUUUUAAGUCAUAAGUUUUCAUUUUUAAUUCAAAUGUCCCUCAUUAAUUUUUGUUGCAAAGCUGUUUAUCAAGCAUGUUGAGGUUUUAGUACAAUGUUUAUGGUCCUUUGUUUUCAUGCUAAAUGGGAGUUAGAGUUGUCGUGACUAGUUUUAAUGUUAGACCAGGCUAGGAAUUUAAAAAUUUUUUUAAAGGGAAAAAAGUGUUACAGUGAAAGAGGUAAUUACUAUGUUAAACUGUUCCUAGGACACAUAAUAAAUUAAUUUGAUCAUUUUUGUAUAAUUUGUUGACUUGUUGAGUCACUACUGCUUCAUAACUGUUUUUUGUUUUGAACAACCGAACUACUGCGUUUACAGUUUUGUUAGAUUGUUUGUCAUGAGAGUAUGGGUGUUUUCUUUGCUGGCACAUUUGUCUCUUUUGACAGAGUAUCAGUCCAACAUUUUGUUUAAAACAAAAAAGUACUGCUAGUAUGUAUUGUUUUUCUUCUGAUGAAUCAGGCUUCUCAGAAAGACUUUGUUGUAGCUAGACAGGUAUAUAAAAAAAAAAACGUGUUUGUAUUUAUGGUGAAAACUUUUAUUUGAAACUAGACAAGAUCCUGUGAGAGUUUUUUAAAAGGUUAUUGUAAUAGUAAUUUCUGAAAUGAAUAGAUGAUUGUUUAAUGAGAAAGUCUGCAUUAGUAAUUUGCUAUUAUGUUGAUUGAAAAUAGGCAUAAAGCUGUCUCGCACAGACAGAGGGAGGAACAUCCUUUGUCAUGUUAAAUAAAAAGCGUGUACAGAAAUAGAGAGCGAUUAUCCAGAAUUUUAGCAAUUAUUUUUCUUUUCAAAACUAAAAGUUCCUAAAAUGUAUUUGGUUUUUUGGUCUUCCUGAACCCAACAUACCCAUUAUUUUUGGUUCAUAAACCAACAAAAAAUGAAACAAAACUCUUUGAAAUUUGAAUAUUGCUUUUUUUGAAAUCAAUAGACAUGAUAGAUUUUGUUGUCAUUUAUUUGUUGAUUUCUGCUACGGAGCAUGUAUGUUGGAGUUUCACCAUUGAAUGAUCUUCUCUUUAAUAUUUAAACUAUUACUCUUGAUGUUCAUGUAGUUUUGUGACCGGCUGUGUAUGUUCUGAUUUGUUGUUGUUUUGGUGGAUUUACCUCAUGCUCUUUGAAAUGUAGUCUUCUUACAUAGUCACUUUUUUUUUUAAAAAGUAUUUUAUUACCAAAAUGUAAUGCUUUAAAAUUUUAAUAUAAGUUAGUCUUGAGUUAAUGUUCUCCAGCAUUAACUAUGGAUGGAUUAAAGCGGUUGGCUGUGAAGAGAGUCAGUGUUAGAAAUUUGCAGUUUGAUUGCUGGUAACAAAUGCAUACAUGAUGAUUUCAUGAAUAUUAAAUAAGGAAUGUCUGCACUAGUAAACAUACGGUAAAAUCUUUUGAACAAUUACAUUAGCCAAUUACAUAUGGAGUUAACUAUAGGAUUACUAGGGGCUGCACAGCGCACUGAUCUUCAGAAUGUGAAUUAGUGGUCCAUGCAUUUAUUAAGAUUAAUUUUAGCGAACGCUCAAGAAAAGUUGUGUUUAAAGCCCAAAGAUGAAUUUUAGCGAACGCUUAAGAAAUGUUGUGUUUAUGGCCGAAAAAUGAAUUUUAGAGAACGCUCAAGACAAAUGGUGCUGAUAGCGGUUAUCACAUUUAUAGACUUUGUGUUCAAAUUCAAGGGCAAUGAAAAAUUCAACAGAAUAUAAAUAGACAUUGCAUCGAACUUCAAAACUCUAUUUGGGGAAGUGCUCUGUGCAGCCUUAUGAAGUACACAAUAUCCUAUACAUUGAAGGGUUUUGGAAAAAACAGUAAAAUAGUUAUAAAAAUGUGCUCAUUGUUUUGAUGUGUAAUUUUUCUGUAAACUCAAGUUUUGACAUGAUUUGGCUGUUAACUAGAAUAUACUAUAUGUGCUGGUGAAUUUGGAUAUUCACAACCUGCUGGUGUAUUCAUGUUUUUGACAUGUUCUAUGAGGCUGACCACUUACAUAAUAUAUACCGUUCUGCUGGUGAUGGUUGUUGUCAUGGUGAUGGUACUACAAGUGACAAUGCUUUCGUUGUGUCUUGUGUUGGUGAUUGCUACAAGUAAUUCAUUUCAGAAUCAAACCCACCUUUUAAUAGGAGAAGAAAGAAGAAAAAAAUGAUUUACCUAAAAUAUUUUGCCAUUUAUUUGGUAUGACUGUGGGAGCAAUUUUUGACUUGUUCACUUGUUAAUGUAUUUAACAAAUAAUCAUUUUGAUGAAUAAUCUGAAUUUUCUCAAAAUUCAUUUAAAAUUGAGAGAUAAAUGUGUCCAUGUAAACAUGUUUUAUUGUUUAUCCCUUUUGAGGGUUACAUACAGAUUUCUUUUAUAUUAAACAUUUCCUGUAGAGAUUUGUUGUAUUAGAAAAAGACAUCUAAUAUUUACUGUCUGUCAAAAUAAAACAUUUACUGUCUCUCAAAGCAAAUUAAAAUAUUUACUAUUUAAAAAAAAAUUAGAUUUUUAUUUUUAGUGCACACAAAAAUCUAAUGUUAAUGUACAUAAAAAAAUAAACUUAAAGAAAAGCACAAUUUUGCAUCAGCCCACUAAUAACUUCAAUACUUAUAGUACAUGUAUUUUGUCAUUUAAAUAUAUAUUUUCUUUGUUGCGUUACCAGGAGAGACCUGACUAAAAUAAAAAAUUUUUGUUUGCUUCAAAUGCUAUUUAAUACUGCUGCUGUUUCUUUUACAUUCAAAUGUUCUCCUGCCUGUUAAGUUUUUUUUUACUGUGCAUGCCAUCGACAUGAACAUAAGUGCUAACUACCCACUCUUUUAUUGUAUGGUUUUUAAUGACAUUAAUGCUCUUGGUUUUCCCACUAUCUCUUCCCACUAAUUUUGUUCACAACACUUACAUGCUGUUACCUUUAUUUAUUUGAAAACUUCUUCCUGUUCCUGAGCCGUCAUUAAAUUUCUAUUAUUCAAAGGAAUUGUAGAAACAUAAACUGUCAUAUUUUUAUCUUCAAGUCAUAAAAUUGUGUUUUAGUUUUCUAUAAACAAUUGUUUAUAUGAUGGUGUGUAUAGAUCUAAUGACUCAAUGGUUGCAACUUUUUUUUUGUUGCUAUGGAUUGGAAUUUAAAACACCUACGGUCUUGAGAUUUCUGUAGAGACUGUUGAUUUGAAGUUUACUCCACAGCUUUAGAGGUUAAGGUUCCUUGCUGAUGCUGCUGAUUUGAAGUUAAAACCAACAGUUCUAUUAGGCAUCUUCCAGUAAGAAGCAAGGGUAGGAAGAUACAGCUUUGUUUACAUUUUAUAGUCCUUAACCCCACUUGAUUUUUUUUUAUUUUUAAUUAUUAGCUCUACAUCUUAUGCUUUUAACAUUUUUGGUCAUUAGAAUAAUAUAGAAAUGCAGUGAAGAAUGUAAGUAGGGAAAGUCAACAGUUGUCCCUCUUUGGAACAUAGUACAGAAGAGAGUAAUAACAUAAUAUUUACUGCAUUUUAAAAAUAUAAAAACAUGUGUGUGCCCUUGAUGAAGGAAAAAAAACCCACCAAAUUCAAUGGACACUGUGGUCAUUGACCUCUUUCUUGUGAGGAUGAUAAGAAUUGCUAAUUUAUCUCUGCUGUUUUAGUGGAGAGCCAAACAGUUUGUAAGUAAUAGUUAUUACCAGCAAGCAUAGUCCUGUUGUGUGCUUGUGUAGGUUCUCCAUACUUUUACAUUGAUAUCUUUUUGUGACCAAGAUACAAUUUUAUUUAGGUACACUGCCUAUUAAAAAAGAAAAAAAAUUGAAAAUUUCAGUCCCACUGAUGUUGUAAGAAAUGGAACUAAAUUGAUUAAACACUGAAACAGUUAAAUUAAAGCUACCAGUCCUAACAUGUAUCCUCUUAGUACACUAAGAAUACUUUCAUCUUUGUUUUUUGGGUGUUGUAUUUGGGCUAUAAUUAGUUCAUCAUACAGCAGCCAGUUUGCACCCCUUUUAGAAUGCAUGUUAAAUUACAAAUAUUGAUUGGUAUGGUUAGGUGGAAAUGAAAUGUUUAAGUUAAAAAAAAAUCAAUACUAGUGUAUAAGAAAAUGUCAUUAAAAUGUGUCAGUGUAUUUGAGGAUA
Lymnaea stagnalis (great pond snail) is the source of this 20095-nucleotide messenger RNA. The record is from the annotation of a GenBank genome assembly. NCBI's taxonomy places the organism in Eukaryota, Metazoa, Mollusca, Gastropoda, Lymnaeidae.